AUGACGAGCCCAUCCCAAGGAGAGUGUUUAAACUCUAGAUACAAGUAUAAAUCAACCGUUGCUGUUCCAUUUCCAGCGAAUUCAAAACAAGCAGUGGGAAUAGUUGAUGGGCUCGAUACUGAGGUCACCUCCAUCCUGUUUACAGAUAAAAUAUUGGUCACUAUCUCCCAAGGCGGAUGCCUCUCACAAUGGGUCCAAGUCUCACUCAAUUCCGUUUCCCCGAAUCGUUUUGAGUCUGGCAGUUUCUUAGAUUCCCAAGACCAAUUACCACUAAAUCAUCUCUCGCCAAAAACAAUUCUUGGCGGUGGCGGCGAGCAGCGAGAAACGGUUGGACACCAGUAUGCUAUUCAGGUCGCAAAUCGAAUCGUGCUCCGGGAUCCAGGAGAGACUAGACCGUUACUUAUUGGGCUAGGUUUGGAGAAGAUAGGAUUAGAGCGCGAAGAUUUCUUCGACAUGAUGGAGCUUAUACAACAAGUAAUCUAA
Messenger RNA from Blumeria graminis f. sp. triticale, 483 nucleotides. The record is from the annotation of a GenBank genome assembly. NCBI's taxonomy places the organism in Eukaryota, Fungi, Ascomycota, Leotiomycetes, Helotiales, Erysiphaceae.